This is a messenger RNA of Fusarium oxysporum Fo47, 768 nucleotides long. RefSeq names its product kinase-like domain-containing protein. Lineage: Eukaryota; Fungi; Ascomycota; Sordariomycetes; Hypocreales; Nectriaceae. Bases 1 to 768 code for a protein of 255 amino acids. The transcript is spliced from 6 exons. The record is from RefSeq and is a predicted model, not a curated record. Gene Ontology annotation, cellular component: nucleus; cytoplasm. Gene Ontology annotation, biological process: intracellular signal transduction; protein phosphorylation. Gene Ontology annotation, molecular function: ATP binding; protein serine/threonine kinase activity.
AUGUCAUCUUAUAAAUCACAUGCUGAUAUCAACCCAGAGAUGGGAGCCUUUGGACUCAAUUUAGACCCCGCAGGUCGGCAGCAUGUACGAGAACAUGAAGUCUUCAUCAUGCUGCCGUUGGGAAUGAGUCUCAGGAGUUUGCAAGAAUUGCAGCAGGGCAAUGUCUUCCAGGAGACUCUCGUCACGUCCGCCCUCGACCAAACAUUACUAGGGUUUAACUACUUGCAUGAUGCUGAUGUGAUCCAUACUGCACGAAAGUUCAUCGACGAAACCGUCAUUCAUGUCUCGCAAUAUAUGUUGGGAGGUGCUGGCUCCCUCACAAUCUGCGAUCCUGGACAGGCACGCAUCGGUAAGGUGCAUGGAGGCAUCGCCAUGCCGCCGCCAUAUCGUGCUCCCGAGGUCAUUCUCGGUAUGACCUGGGGUAACUCUUUGGAUGUUUCGAGGGUGGGACUCUUGACCUGGGACCUUUUGCACCAGAAAGGCAUCUUCCGUGUGUACAACCAAUCUGAAGAUCUCAAUGAUGCUCAUCAUUUAGCGGCUAUGACUGUGCUCCUAGGGCCGCCGCCGGAUGGUAGAUGGCACGGCCUUGUUCCCCUCCCUUCUGAGGGUGAACUCAAAUCCCUGGACACAAACUUGUCUGGAGAGGAUAGAGAUAACUUCCUUGACCUUUUGGCCUGCGUGCUUACCUGGCUCCCAGAGGAUUGGUUAAACAGUCCCGAGGCAUAUUUUCAUCCCUGGCUAAGAGGAGAAGGUGGUGUUGAAAGAUAA